Messenger RNA from Adineta ricciae, 1509 nucleotides. NCBI's taxonomy places the organism in Eukaryota, Metazoa, Rotifera, Eurotatoria, Adinetida, Adinetidae. The record is from the annotation of a GenBank genome assembly.
AUGGACACUACUGAUCGCGUUACCAUUGCACUGGAUACUCAGUUGCCCUCUUAUUUGUUAUCUACUACAUUAACCAUUGUUGCCUUUUACUUCGCGUACAAACUAUUCAAAUAUUCAUGCCAAACGAUUCAUUUUCCUGGUCCGAAAGGUUCAUGGUAUAAUGGAAACCUUAAGGAAUUGUUAGCGGAUAAUGCACAUGAAUAUUGGGUCAAAUGGAAUCGUGAGUAUGGACAAAUAUUCGAAGUACAUUCCUCUUGUUUUUCCCGUUUAAUAUUUGUGGGAAAUCCUGAAGUGAUCAAUCACCUGUGUUUGAGAAACUAUCUUAAAGAUGAAAAAGUCUACAAUGGUUUCAAAUAUCUUUCUGGCAAUGGCUUAUUCUCUCAAUUAGAUCCAGUACAAUGGAAAAAGCAACGAAGUGCGCUAGCACCGAGUUUUUCUCAUGCAAAUGUAUAUCAACAGCAUCAUAUUAUGCAGGAAUAUAUGAACAUUCUCAUAGAAAAACUGGAUUUAGCAAUCGAACAGAAGAAGUUAGUGAAUAUAAGUAAUGAAAUAACAUUAAUUACUAUUGAUUUUCUUGGUGAAAUUGCAUUUGGACAGACAUUUGAUGCUUUGAAACUAGGCGAAAAUUGUCUCCUUAUGCAAUUAUUACAAUCAAUUUUACCGGAGCUAAUCAAAUGUGCAGUGUUUCCUCUACGUGGACAAUUUCCAAUACUGAGAGUGACGAGAAAAAUGCAUGAAGAUAUUAAAAAACUACGAUCGAUUUGUCAAGCAUCAAUAAAAACAGCAAGAGAGAUGGAUGAAUCAGAUAGAUUGUUCAAGAAGGAACGUAUUUUUGAAAUUUUAGCCACAACCAAAAGUUCGAAUGGUCAAUAUGUAUUUAGUGAAAAAGAAUUGAUUGAUAAUUAUGUGACAUUUCUCGUAGCAGGUGGUGAUCCAACAGCCAGUGCCAUUACAUUCGCUUUAUAUGAACUGUGCCGAACUGAAAAUGAACAAAUAUUACGAAAAGCUCAAGAAGAGGUUGAUGAAUUGCUUGAUGGAAGGUCGGAUUUGAUCAACGAACAUGAUCUCAACAAGCUGAAAUAUUUAGACAUGAUUAUUAAGGAAACAUUACGAUUGCAUGGUCCUGGAUUUGGUACCAUACGAAAAUUAAAAGAAAAUCUUACUGUUAAUGGUAUAACAUUGCCAAAAAAUACUUCAUUGUAUAUUUGGAACUAUCCAGUUCAUAGAGAUCCAAGAAUUUGGUCUGAGCCAGAUAUUUUUAAUCCAGAAAACUUCAGAAAUGUAGAUGCUGGUGAGGUGAAAAUGAACGGAUCAUAUUUUCCUUUUAGUCAUGGUCCACGAAAAUGUUUAGGAUUAAGUUUAGCUAUGGCUGAAAUGCGCUUUAUUCUAGCUACAUUUAUUCAUCGGUAUCAUUUUCGUUUAGCUGAUAACUUUAAAAUGAUCGAAAAAUCUUCUUUUACUCUUUGUCCAAGUAACGGUUUACCUGUAUAUAUAACCAAGCGAAUUUAA